Rhinolophus ferrumequinum (greater horseshoe bat) is the source of this 2037-nucleotide messenger RNA. It is a transcript of the gene FSTL3, whose product is annotated as follistatin like 3. Lineage: Eukaryota; Metazoa; Chordata; Mammalia; Chiroptera; Rhinolophidae. The record is from RefSeq and is a predicted model, not a curated record. Gene Ontology annotation, biological process: multicellular organism development; regulation of BMP signaling pathway; cell differentiation. Bases 47 to 991 code for a protein of 314 amino acids. Gene Ontology annotation, molecular function: activin binding; protein binding. The transcript is spliced from 6 exons.
CGCCGCCGCCGCCGCCGCCGCCGCCGUCGCCGUCUCUGCGUUCGCCAUGCGUCCCGGGACGCCCGGGCCACUGUGGCCACUGCCCUGGGGGGCCCUGGCUUGGGCCGUGGGCUUCGUGGGCUCCGUGGGCUCAGGGGACCCCGUGCCCGGUGGUGUCUGCUGGCUCCAGCAGGGCCGAGAGGCCACUUGCAGCCUGGUGUUGAAGACCGAUGUGAGCCAGGCUGAGUGUUGUGCCUCCGGCAGCAUCGACACCGCCUGGUCCAACUUCACUCACCCCGGGAACAAGAUCAGUCUCCUGGGCUUCUUGGGCCUCGUCCACUGCCUCCCCUGCAAAGGGAAACUGAGGCUGGAAUGCUCAAUCUGCCCUUCAGACCUACAAGCAACAGAACUGGGGGCAUCCAUCCAGGAUCUGGUGUGGAGUUAUGCUGAGAUUCGUGCGAGGGCGUGGAGUGCGGCCCGGGAAAGAUGUGCCGCAUGCUGGGGGGCCGCCCGCGCUGCGAGUGUGCGCCGGAAUGCGCGGAGCUCCCCGCGCGCCUGCAGGUCUGCGGCUCGGACGGCGCCACCUACCGUGACGAGUGUGAGCUGCGCGCCGCGCGCUGCCGCGGUCACCUGGAUCUGCGCGUCAUGUACCCGGGCCGCUGUCGCAAGUCAUGCGCGCACGUGGUGUGCCCACGGCCGCAGUCGUGCGUGGUGGACCAGACCGGCAGCGCCCACUGCGUGGUGUGUCGCUCGGCGCCCUGCCCCGCGCCCUCCAGCCCUGGCCAGGAGCUCUGCGGCAACAACAACGUCACCUACAUGUCCUCGUGUCACCUCCGCCAGGCUACCUGCUUCCUGGGCCGCUCCAUUGGCGUGCGCCACGCCGGCAGCUGCACAGGCAUCCGCGAGCCGUCAGAUGCUGAGUCAGAGGAGGAGGAGGAGAACUUCGUGUGACCAGCGGGGCGGCUUCGGCCUGGCGUUUCAAAGCCUCCCAUUUUAUUUAUUGCCACAGUAGAGCCUAAUUUAUGUCCCAUGGACACUCCCCAGAGCCUGGACUGGGGGAAGCCCUGGAUCCCUCCACACACAUGUCUUGGAAGGAUUGGGAGAACGUGGCCUGAGUGUGGUGCUGGUGGGUGGGACUCCUUCUGGAGGCACCCAACAGUCCAAGAGGACCUCACGCUUCUGCUCUCUUAGGGAUAACUAUUAACUAUCGCUGCCACUGAGAGGGCUGGGGAUUCUCUGACAGCAAUUAAUGAAAAGGCACCCCAGCCUUCUAGAACAGGGACUAGGAGUGAGGAGGGGGUCCACAGCCUGGGUGUGUAUAGAUGAAUAUUCCCAGACCCCGGACAGGCCAAGAAAGCAGCCUCUGUUGCCUACCAGCCCAAGAGCCCAGGGCUUUCCUUCCCCACUGCCUCCAUUUACCCAGUAGGUCCUGUGAAGGCCCCUGAGAAAAGCCCAGUUUACCCCCUGGUGGGCGCACUGUCGGUGCUUCCUGACACUUGACACUUGCCGCAGGCAUGGAGCCACCAGGAUCAGCACAGAACAGGGCACUAUGUCCAGUGGUGCCCAGUCCACUGAGGGUGGGACCCAGGAGUCCCUGCUCACCCGCUGACCCAGGUGGAGUGUACAUGCCAAGGCUUCCUGGAGUCGUGUGUCUGAGCAGCACCCCUAGUACCUGCUGCCUUGCCCACAAGUGAGGGCCAGACCCAGGACCCCUCGGUGCCACCAAACCUGCCCUUGUUGGGGUCCCAGUUCCCCGCGGGACCCUCCUCACCCACCAGCCAGGCUCAGGGGUCUUGACCCCCAUCCAAUGCUGGCCUAGGGCCAGUUCCCUCCAUUUCCCCCAGACUGUCGCUCAGUGCCAACCCCCACCCCCAUCCCCCGCCUUUAUGUAGACCAGCAGCUCCAACCAGAUAUGGACACCCAACAGGGAGGGGGCCCAGCUCCUCAGGUUUGGGGCAAAGAGCACAGGGGGCCAGUGUACUCACCCUCUCCUAGCCCACAGGAAGUGCCUUAUCUGUGACACCCAGAAAAGUGCCCUUGAGUAGUGGGUUCACCCAA